CUCUGCUGUGUUUCGAAACGGAAGCCUCAUCCCUAACUCACGAAAGACUUCAGGCUGUCUGUCAAAACAGCGGACGGACCUCGUCUGGCGAUUGAUUUGAUUUGAAUAUUGGCGCGAUAGCAUGCGGAUAUUUCGGUGCUCCACACUCCACAACCCCGAUACCAAAAGAGAUCAGGCAAACGCACAAACGCAACAAAGGUACUAGCUAGUACUAGUAGUCGCUGGCCGCCUUCCACAUCAGCUUGUCAACCAUGAGAAACGUGUCAAGAUCAUGCAUGGCGCUUCUUCUUUUGGCGUUUGCCGCAAACUGGAUGUUAAUGUUACGGCCGACACCCCCUCCAGGAGAAACCAAAGCUCAAGCGGACAUCCAAGUCCAUGACAUCCAAGGUUGCCUUGGUGGCAACCGGACAUCUAAAGAUGCCAUUGUCAUGAUGAUUCAGAAGCACCAUAGCACCUACGGUGGCCACACUGUUGACAUUAGUGGUCCACUGCUCUCUCUGAAGAAAGCCUACCCACAGGUCCACAAGGCAGAUAUCUUGCUGUGGCACGAAGGUGACUUCACCUGGAAUGAUAUACCUACAGAUAAAUUCAAGGGCAUGAAUGUGAGACUCUGCAAUUUGAACCAUGCUGAAGGGGUUUGGGGUCCUCGUCCCAAUGCUUCUGUGCCAAAUAUGCAAUUCUCAGUGGGAUACCGAAAUAUGAUCAGAUUCUAUGCUGUUACCAUUUGGAAUGUUUUGUCUGAUUUGGGGUAUGAAUAUGUCAUGAGGCUUGAUGAUGACUCCAACUUUAUGUCACCCAUCCAAUACAACCUGUUUGAUGCAUUGCGUAGCCAGGAUGCUGUGUACGGUUACAGGCAGGAAUCACGAGAGUGCGACAAUGGGGGUUUUGGGGGCUUUGUGGAUCAAUAUGUCACAAGCAAUCAAAUAGUACCAAAAUUUGGUGCUUUGGAUGAACCAUACUGCAACCAGAUGGGCCAGUAUGGGUACUACAGCAACUUUUUUGUAUCUCGCAUUGCCUGGUGGCAACAACCGCAAGUGGCACACUUCAUCCAGACAUUUGACGAGUCAAAUCUCAUCUAUAAAAAACGGUGUGGUGACCUAGUUUUCCAGACAGCUGCUCUCAAGCUGUUUGCCAAACCAAGAGAAGUAUUGAAAUAUGUGGACUGGUCAUAUGCCCAUGUGACAGUCAAUAAUGGCGACUGGGCUUGGGGUGGCGUCUCUUUUGGCACCGAAGAUCCCAGGAGAAAUACACGCCAAAAGAUGAAGGCAUUUCAAAAAUGGAUGGCUGACCGUUGGGGUAUUGAGGGGCCUCAGGAUGCCAGCCUUCUUUCUGUUGAUUGCAAUGUAACCAAUCGUCUUUGUGGUGUUUCAAGUUGUAGAAAAUCUGGAGAGCAUGGGAUAGAGUUACUGAUGGGUAGGAACACCGCGGGGUAUUGGUGGAAUGCUCCAUCACUGAGCCAGUGCAUGAAAGAACCAUCAUGAAAUGAAUAGGUGAGCAACGUAAAUAAUAAAUUCGAAUUAGCUGCAUUUCAAUUCCAUC
Messenger RNA from Seminavis robusta, 1539 nucleotides. NCBI's taxonomy places the organism in Eukaryota, Bacillariophyta, Bacillariophyceae, Naviculales, Naviculaceae. The record is from the annotation of a GenBank genome assembly.